AUGACCUUAGACGGGCCGCUGCCGGCCACCACCACGUUGGUCAUUCUGACCAGUGACCCGGAAGUGGCUCGGGGCUUAAAGGCAAAGAUGAAAGACUCAUACAGCAUCAAGGCCACACACUGGGACAAAGAGGAAAUGACACAACUCUUCCAGAGAACUCUUCAUCAGAGAAAAAGAACAAUGACCGAUUCCCAAGGCCUUAACGUCCUCUCUUUCUUCUCCAACCGUUCCCUCCCUCUCUACGCUGUUCUAGCUGGCAGGCUGGUGGCCACCUGGAACGCAUCCACCGACAUUGUGUUAGAGGAUAUUCCCGAUUCUGUAGAAGGAAUGAUCAGCCUGCUGUUUGAGAUGUUGGAAAAAGCUUUAACCAAAGACGGCUUUAGCGCCACCAUGGCCUAUCUGACGAGCUCCUACGCCGGUGUGAGUGUGAGCGAGAUGAACGAUUUGUUGUCCGUUAACGACUCCGUCUUGCUGGGCAUCUAUUCGGACCAGGGAGACCCGCCCAUCAACAGAGCGCCGUCUGUUUUGUGGGAGGCCAUCUCUUUUUAUCUCCGGGAAUUCAUGCACUCUUUCACAUCUCGCGAGUUCACCACCUGCUCUUGGGCCAGUCGCUCGUUUCGGAGCUGCGCGAAGAAAAGAUAUCUGACCACCGGUCCGGGUACGGCAAUCGUUCACCGGGAGAUCAGCGAUUACUUCCAAGGACGCUGGGCGGGGAAGAAGAAACCGUACCCGAGCCCCGUGGAAGAAAUCGAGUUGUUACAAGAUCGUUUCAUCAUGCCGCAAGCAGAGAGGUACGGGAAGUUUCUCAACGUGAGAAAGUUUAUGUGUCUGCCUUAUCACCUGAUCCACAGCCGAAACAAGAGCUCUUACACAUUGGAGACGUGUUUCUUCAACCUGCCCUGGAUUGAGGACAAACUCUGUGCCACAUCCGUCCUUCACCUCAUCUGUGAUCUCGAGCAAGCCAAGUCAAUGGAUCCGUCCUCGUCUCCGAUACUCUCGUCCAUGCAACGAGACAUCGGGAGAUGCUCCAAAACUCUCUCCGUGAGCGGGGGUGAAAUCUACAAAUGUCUCACGCUGACAGUGGCAGAGAAGGGGAAUUCUGGGAGCAAGAAAACCAAGUCGUGUGAUCAUUCCGUUCUGUUGAAAACUCUGCACGCUCCUCCUCGCCCCUUGCUGCACGUCCUGCCGGAGGAGGAGGUGAGUCAGGAGUCCCUGGUCAACCCUCACAUGCCUCUACCGGAGAUCACGGCCAUGGUGCCGGUGUCACCCUCGGGGAAUCACGUGGCCGUUCUCCUUAGGUCAGAGGGCGAGAUAAAAGUUUUGAACUCCAGCACCAACGAAACAGAGAGGACUCUUCUGGGACUGGACCACCCUCAAGCGCUGCAGAUGGUGGAAGGGUCAAAGGCACUAGUGUUGUGCAAUAGAGAGCUUGUGAUUCUUGACCUGGACGAGGGUCGCUUUGUGACGAAGCUGAGGGGAGUGCUCAAUCUGAGGCUUCCUUUGUUCGGUCUCCAGAGCCAGCAGCGAGUGGUCACUCUGUCUAGAGACCGAAUGGUGGUCAACAUAUUGGACAUCACCACGGGCGGGGUCGUCACCACCUUCAAG
Messenger RNA from Aplysia californica (California sea hare), 1605 nucleotides. RefSeq lists its product as uncharacterized. Gene Ontology annotation, molecular function: protein binding. NCBI's taxonomy places the organism in Eukaryota, Metazoa, Mollusca, Gastropoda, Aplysiida, Aplysiidae. The record is from RefSeq and is a predicted model, not a curated record.